This is a messenger RNA of Cladocopium goreaui, 1263 nucleotides long. Lineage: Eukaryota; Dinophyceae; Suessiales; Symbiodiniaceae. The record is from the annotation of a GenBank genome assembly.
UGUUUUGAGGCAUAUCCAGCCUGCUGUUCAACUUUUGCUUGUCGCACAGCUGGCACAGCGGCUUGCUGAGCAGCUGGAUUGCGAAACGGGCAACUGCCAGUUCCAGUCUUUGAGGCCAGCGUGCCUCCGUGUUCAAUGCCUCGACGAAUGUUUGAAAGAGACCUUGUUCCAGUGGCUUUCACAGAGAAGGAGUCUGACGCAGACAAGAACAGGCGAGACUCAUGGGUUACGAAGGUGCCUGAAGAGGGAGAUGACUUGGAGGAGUUUGAGGAGUCUGACGAGUGUCAGUGGUUCGAUGACAGAGUUGGUGGCGUUGCCCAGGUGGCGACGCCACAGAUGUUCGACAUCAGCAGUGAUUUGGACGGCGAGUCCGAGGAGCCGGUUUUGCCGGAGAUGCCCUUCGCUCCCCCUGAGGGGGAUUACGGCGAUGACAGUGAGACGACGGAGCACCUAGAGCAGUUCAGACACGAGCAGGGCAGGGAUACAUUGGUAUCUGCUUCUGGCUCCAGUGGAUCUUCGUAUCAGGAGCCGGUUUUGCCGGAGAUGCCCUUCGCUCCCCCUGAGGGGGAUUACGGCGAUGACAGUGAGACGACGGAGAACCUAGAGCAGUUCGGACACGAGCAGGGCAGGGAUACAUUGGUAUCUGCUUCUGGCUCCAGUGGAUCUUCGUAUCAGGAGCCGGUUUUGCCGGAGAUGCCCUUCGCUCCCCCUGAGGGGGAUUACGGCGAUGACAGUGAGACGACGGAGAACCUAGAGCAGUUCGGACACGAGCAGGGCAGGGAUACAUUGGUAUCUGCUUCUGGCUCCAGUGGAUCUUCGUAUCAGGACUUCGACACUGGGUGGGAGUACCUCUAUGACGGUCUGGUUUGCCCUGAGGUGACCGAAGUGUUAGAGUACAACCUUCAAGCAGUGUCACGCAACUUUUCGAGUCGCGAGGUUUGGAUGACCCACUUGUUCAACUUGUUGGAUUUCGAUUCAUUCCAGCCUGUCACUGGCAUUCCGACGGCCCCUGUGUGGCAUCCAAUUGAAGAGUUUUCGGCUUUUGCCCGCAUUGCUGCCAAGUGCACAGACAAGUCUUUGUCCACCAGAGAGAGAAUUACUUCUCCUCCUGUAGCGCAAUUUCGCGCCGAAGCUUCAGAAGGGUUCCAAGGCUGCUUCCAAGCCUUAUGCGGCCCGUGGGCUAAGAAGCUCCAAGGCAAUUAUCUUGCCCAUGUCAAGUUGGUGAGGAAGAAGGGGGACGCUCGUUUCUUAGGAGACCGUUGA